CCGUCGGCCGCGUCAAGUACUCCGGUCCCCGCGGACUCGUCAACCAAUGGGGCAGCGCGCCCUCUCCGUCACGUGCCCUUUACCUAGUUAAUAUUCAUUACGUUUCGCGCGCUUUUUUGGUCGUCACGUGGUGCAAAUUUGGCGGGAAACCGUGCUCACGGGUCGAGGUGACGGGGAGAUCCUUUUGCUUCACCUGCCGCGACUCUGAACUGCUGCGCCUCCCAUCGCAAUGGCGGAUUCUUCGGAGCCAAUGUCGGAGGGUGAAGGUCGUGGGGGUGCGCGAAGGACUGGUCAGGACGCCCUGACCUCGAGCCCCGGUCGCGACCUCCCACCCUUCGAGGACGAGUCUGAUGGGCUGCUCGGCACAGAGGGCGACCGCCCGGAGGAGGAGGAGGAGGAUGAUGAUGCAGAAGAGCUAAUCGGAGACAACAUGAUAGCAGACUACCGUGCCAUCCCGGAGCUGGACAUGUAUGAGCACGAGGGCAUCGAUGACAACGAAAUUCCGUCCGAAGCGGAGCUGUCACCCGGCGCGCGGGCGCGGGCUGAGGAGGAGAUGGAGCGCCGCGACCAGCAGAUGGGGCGGACGGCUCCGGGACGCACACGGCUGGGCCUGCUCUACGACAUGGACGAGGAGGACGGGCAGCCAGCACGGAAGCGGCGCCUGGGCGAGCUCGCAGCCGAGGGAGCGGAUGAUGAUGAAGAGAUGAUUGAGAGCAUCGAGAACCUGGAGGACAUGAAGGGCCUGUCGGUGCGAGAGUGGGUCUCCAUGGCGGCACCACGCCUCGAGAUUCACAACCGCUUCAAGAACUUCCUGCGCACGCACGUGGACGCACAUGGGCACAACGUGUUCAAGGAGCGCAUCGCCGACAUGUGCAAGGAAAAUCGCGAGUCCCUUGUGGUGAACUACGAGGACCUGGCGGCACGUGAGCACGUGCUCGCCUACUUCCUGCCCGAGGCACCGGCCGAGAUGCUCGGGGUGAUGGACGAGGCGGCCAAGGAGGUGGUACUCGCCAUGUUCCCUAAGUACGACCGCAUCGCUCCCGCGAUCCACGUGCGCAUCUCCUCGCUGCCACUCGUCGAGGAGCUGCGCUCCCUGCGUCAGCUGCAUCUGAACCAGCUGAUCCGCACAAGUGGUGUGGUGACGGCCUGCACGGCCGUGCUGCCCCAGCUGUCCAUGGUCAAGUACAACUGCCACAAGUGCAACUUCGUGCUGGGGCCCUUCCUCCAGAGCCAGAGCCAGGAGGUGCGCCCAGGCUCCUGCCCUGAGUGUCAGAGCCUGGGGCCCUUUGAAAUCAACAUGGAACAGACUGUGUACCAGAACUACCAGCGAAUCACGCUGCAGGAGUCCCCGGGCCGCGUGGCCGCGGGGCGGCUCCCGCGCUCCAAGGACGCCAUUCUCCUUGCCGACCUCGUCGACAGCUGCAAGCCGGGAGACGAUAUCGAGCUGACGGGAAUCUACCACAACAACUACGACGGCGCACUCAACAUGUCUAAUGGCUUCCCCGUGUUCGCCACCGUUAUCCUCGCCAAUCACAUCACGUGCCGCGACGACAAGGUGGCCACUGAGAUGCUCACGGACGAGGACGUGCGGGCCAUCAUUGCGCUGAGCCGCGACGAGAGGAUCGCGGAGAGGGUAUUUGCCAGCGUGGGGCCGUCCAUCUACGGGCAUGAGGACAUCAAGCGCGCCAUCGCCCUCGCCAUGUUCGGGGGCGAACCCAAGAACCCAGGCGGCAAGCACAAGGUGCGUGGGGACAUCAACGUGCUGCUGUGCGGGGACCCAGGCACCGCCAAGUCCCAGUUCCUCAAGUUCGUGGAGAAGGCCGCGAGCCGCGUGGUGUUCACCACGGGCCAGGGUGCCUCCGCCGUGGGCCUCACGGCCUACGUGCAGCGCAACCCCGUGAGCCGCGAGUGGACGCUGGAGGCCGGCGCUCUCGUGCUGGCUGACCGGGGAGUGUGUCUCAUUGACGAGUUCGAUAAGAUGACAGAUCAGGACCGCACGAGUAUCCACGAGGCCAUGGAGCAGCAGAGCAUCUCAAUCAGCAAGGCCGGCAUCGUCACCUCGCUGCAGGCGCGCUGCACCAUCAUCGCCGCUGCCAACCCCAUCGGAGGGCGCUACGACCCCUCGCUGACCUUUUCGGAGAACGUUGACCUCACGGAGCCCAUCCUGUCUCGUUUCGACAUCCUGUGUGUGGUGCGCGACACCGUUGACCCCGUGCAGGACGAGAUGCUGGCGCGCUUCGUGGUUUCCAGCCACGUGCGUCACCACCCCGGCGGGCCCGAGCGCCGCGGCGAGGAGGCCACCGGUGCCGGGCCGGCGCCAAUGCCCAACUCGUACGGUGUGGAGCCCAUCCCGCAGGAGCUGCUGCGCAAGUACGUGACCUACAGCAAGGAGAAGGUGCGGCCCAAGCUGAACCAGAUGGACCAGGACAAGGUGGCGCGCAUGUACAGCGAACUGCGCAAGGAGUCCAUGGCGACAGGUAGCAUUCCCAUCACGGUGAGGCACAUUGAGUCGAUGAUCCGGCUGGCAGAGGCGCAUGCGCGCCUGCACCUGCGCGACUUCGUGCUGGAGGAGGACGUGAACAUGGCGAUCCGCGUCGUGCUCGACAGCUUCAUCGACACGCAGAAGUUCAGCAUCAUGCGCAGCAUGCGCAAGACAUUCUCACGGUACCUGUCGUUCCGCCGAGACAACAAUGAGCUGCUGCUCUUCAUCCUAAAGCAGCUCGUGUCCGAGCAGCUGAGCUACCAGCGCAGCCGCUACGGCUCCACCGGGGUCGCCGGUGGUGGCAGCGGGACCCGGCACGAUCGCGUCGAGGUGCCCGAGAAGGACCUCGCCGACCGGGCGAGGCAAAUCAGCAUCCACAGCCUCUCUGCGUUCUAUGAUAGCGACGUCUUCAAGAACAACCUCUUCUCUGUUGACACGAGGCGCAAGCUCAUCAUCCAGCCACUCUGAGUGACACGGAGGGGAGACGGAGGGGACACGGAGGGGACACUGGGGGUGGGACACGGGGAAAAGAGGGGUCAUGGUGUCGCGCGGACGAGGGACACGGGCCACACACGGGGAGAUCACUGUGCGUUUGCUGUGUGGCUGUCGUAUUUUAAAUUGAACAACUGCACAAUCAUAAGUGGAUGUUAAAUAAAUGUCCUGGAGCACGAGUCUGCUCUGGAAAACUACGUUUGCGAAAAUUCGCAACACAGAAGUUUGAGAAACCCCAAUCAACGCCCCCGGGGCGAAUGGGCGCAGUGUUAUUACGGGGGUCAAGAGGGCACGGGACGCGUGUAUUUGUGUGUGGCGGUUGUUGUGGCGCUGGAGUCGUGUGUCGACGUCGCGAGGUUGAGAUAAAGCUGUGUUUUCUCAAA
Messenger RNA from Petromyzon marinus (sea lamprey), 3357 nucleotides. RefSeq names its product minichromosome maintenance complex component 2 (gene MCM2). NCBI's taxonomy places the organism in Eukaryota, Metazoa, Chordata, Hyperoartia, Petromyzontiformes, Petromyzontidae. Gene Ontology annotation, molecular function: single-stranded DNA binding; ATP binding; single-stranded DNA helicase activity. The record is from RefSeq and is a predicted model, not a curated record. Gene Ontology annotation, biological process: double-strand break repair via break-induced replication; DNA replication; mitotic DNA replication initiation. Gene Ontology annotation, cellular component: MCM complex; nucleus.